Hydatigera taeniaeformis is the source of this 1140-nucleotide messenger RNA. NCBI's taxonomy places the organism in Eukaryota, Metazoa, Platyhelminthes, Cestoda, Cyclophyllidea, Taeniidae. The record is from the annotation of a GenBank genome assembly.
CUGUUUUUCGAAUCCAGAGCCCUAAAUGAGAGCAUUAAUGUGCUCUUCAAGAGUGGUCAUCGUGACUCAUCCGAGCUCUCCGAUCGUGAGCGUGGUAUCUUCGAUGCCCUUUUUGCGCGCUACAUUGCCUACGUUAAUCCCGCUUCCCGUCUGCCCGCUCGCCUCGACCUAGGCGAGUUCUAUGAACACGACGCCCUUCGAGGCUUGGCCAACGAUCCUGAACGUCCGUCAGCAGCCGAGCGCCAGGCCUGCCUCGACUGGCUUCAGCAGAAACGCGAUUUUCUUGCCACUCGUCCUCUCGUGGGCGGGUGGCCACGACGAGUGCGCCAUCGUACUGAGGACCGUUUGGUGCUUUCUGGUUUUGCUCGCUUUACUGACUUUCUAGCUCACGGGUUGGAUAUCCGUUUGGGUCAAGUAGUGCGUCGCGUGGAUUGGACGCGACUUGAUGAGGUGCGAGUGAAGACGGCGACUGGAGAGGUAUUUGUGGCACCAUUUUGUAUCGUUACGUUGCCAGUGGGAGUGCUGAAGGGUCUUCGUCAUGAAAGUGCUGUCACCUUUGUUCCUGCUCUACCACUGAGAAAACGCAAAGCGAUUGACAAUUUGGGAAUCCCGCAUUCGGGCUCCGCUACGCACAAUAAGGCAAGUCAUUGCGUAGACUUGUUGGUAAUUCUCAUCUUUCGCCCUGAGGACGUAUUCUGGGACCGAACCGCAGCCCAAAUAAGUAGCUCUGGUGGGCGAUUACAUGCCUUAAAUCUCGAUCUUUUCGGCCAUCGAGGUGCUCUGAUGUGUCACGUAUGGGGCGGUUCACCGAUGAUGCUGACUGGUCGAACAGAUGCGGAGGUGAUUGCGGAGGUGAUGCAUCUCCUCGCCGGCAUGUACCAGAAGACAUUAAACUCUCAUCCUCUGCCACUACCCAUCUUUACUCACGUUACGCGAUGGUCAGAGGACCCCUUCGCUCUGGGUGCUUACACUGCCGGGGAGCCGAGUUGCUGUGGCGAUGAGGAUAGGCAUGCAUAUGCUCAGAGCCUUCCGUCCCUUGUGUCAAGAAAUGACGGCGGUGAUGAUGCGGUUUUGGAGCCUGACUUCCAGGAACCAGGGUCUAGUCGUGGUUGGACAUUCUACGGAACCCGAAAUUUGUAG